Molecule: messenger RNA, 3075 nt
Organism: Bipolaris sorokiniana ND90Pr
Lineage: Eukaryota; Fungi; Ascomycota; Dothideomycetes; Pleosporales; Pleosporaceae
Exons: 2
Coding region: 1-3075 (1024 amino acids)
Biological process (GO): secondary metabolite biosynthetic process; amino acid activation for nonribosomal peptide biosynthetic process
Cellular component (GO): cytoplasm
Molecular function (GO): phosphopantetheine binding; catalytic activity
Source: RefSeq, a predicted model, not a curated record
AUGGUUGGUGCCGUCACGACAGACCUCCGUCGAACUGACAACGAAAAUCGCGAACCUCUGUUAAAGACCAGUGUCCUUGAUCUUUUCGACCAGCAUGCGAAACUCAGUCCAACUAGCAUCGCCGCUGAGUUUCAGGGCCACACUGUCACUUACGAUCAACUGUACAAUGCCUCCAUUCGAGUGGCUUUGGAAUUGCGUAAACGAGGCUUUCGCCCUCGAGAUCGCAUUCCAUUGAUCACGAAGAUGAGCUUGGAGAUGGUCGCCUCGGUCUUGGGGAUUCUGCGGCUGGGUGCUUCUUACUGUCCGAUAGACUUCAACGCUUGGAGUUUAGAACGAGUUGUCGCUACUCUGGAAGCUGUGGGCUCGCGCCUGGUACUCAGCACCGUGGAAACGACGAUUUCUGGUUACGAGCUGGUUCGGAUGCCUGAAUUGUCGAGGCAUGUUGACUCUAUUACAGAUGAGGAGAUUGAAGGACUCAAAGUGAUCAGACAUGAUAUGAGACAAUCCGAUCUCAUUUACAUCAUUUUUACGUCUGGCACCACAGGAAAACCAAAGGGAGUGAUGGUCCCGCACAGCAGUGCUGUCCAUCUCGUGCAGCAAAGCUUCUCCGGGGCUAUGAGAGGAAGCCCGGGUGAGAAGGUUUUGUUAUUUUUCUCAGUAGCCUUUGACGGAUGUGCAGGAGUCAUUUUCUCGACCAUUUGCCAUGGUGGAACUCUUGCAAUGGCUCAACCAUCCGACGUCAUCAACACGGCCUCAUCAUGUAGCACUCUCAUCUUGACACCUUCAAUGCUGGCCAGUUUAGAAGCAACACCGGAAUUCGACCGUGUACACAGCAUUUAUAUGGGAGGUGAAGCUCCCAACGAAGCCCUGGUCAGACUCUGGACCAGCCCGACGAGGAAGGUCUAUAACUGCUAUGGACCUACCGAGUGUACUACAGCGGUCUCUACCGUUGAGAUGAUACCUGGAGGCCCAAUUGUCCUCGGACGUCUCAUCUCGGAGGUUGAGAUUGUGCUGUUAGAUGAGGACCUAGAACACGAAGUCCAACAAGGAGAGAUCUGCAUCAGAGGGCCAUGCUUGGCGGUUGGAUAUCUCAACAUGGAGGAUCUGACACAAAAGAAGUUCUUCUUCCGAGAUGGGAUCCGUCAUUAUCGUACCGGAGACCUUGCCCGCCGUGAUGAGGACGGCCUGCAUUUUGUUGCUCGUGUCGACCGCAUAGUCAAGAAUCGCGGAUUUUUGAUUAACUUAGAAGCGGAAGUCGAACCUGCUCUUCGAAGCUUCUCUGGCGUCCAGAAAGCCGCAGCAUUUCUGCUGCAAAAGCAGCUAGUAGCAUUUGUGACACCUUCUGAGGUAUCGGUGGAGAUGUUACGCGAGCAUCUUUCUCAAAAAUUUGAUGUGUUCAUCGUACCAGACCUCAUAUUCGCUAUCAACGACUUCACGUUGACACCGAACGGUAAGGUUGACACAAGGGCCUUACAAGCAAUGGUCAAAGACCAAGUGGAUGAUCGACUACGGAGUUAUCCACGUACUCAAAACGACGUAUCCGCUGCCUUGGACGUUGUUCUCCAAGCCUUCGCAGUUAUUUUCGACCGACCAGUGAGCCAGAUACCGUCUACAGCAUCUUUCAGAUCGCUUGGCGGCCACUCUCUCACAGCUGUGAAACUUCAAUCUCACCUUCGCCGGGAAAACCUCAGUUUAGCGUUGAGCAAGAUUUUCGAGUUGGAUACUGCAGCAGCGAUAGCUCGAGCGGCAGUCUCUACUAACGGUAUUGCAUCUGCCGACGUGAGCUCAUCAGCUACACCACUCACGCCGCAUCAGUUCCAGCUCUUGGAAGAAACCAAUGCUGAUCCUUCGAGCAAUUACGUGUUUUACUGCCUUACCAGAAACACUGCUCACAGUCCUAUCAACGCCGAAAACCUGCGAAAGGCAUGGGAGAUCAUAUUUACCCGUCACGCCAUCUACAGAACAAAAUUUGACAUGGAUACCAGAGUCCAAACAAUUCACGACGCAGCAGAUAUAAACUGGCGAGAGUUCAUCACACUAGAUUAUGAGAAUAUGGAAGCAGUGUCUCGGCGGGAGAGGGAGGUCUUAUGGACAACACUGCGUUCGCAAAGGUGCCCAAUAUCUAUUCUGAAGCCCCAUUUCUGGAUCGUUGAAGUGCCUGGAGAGGCCGUUCAGAUGAACUGGCUUGUUCAUCACAGUUACACUGACGCGUGGUCAUUCGGAAUUUUGUUGAAAGAGCUUGAACUUAUCAUCAAUGGCAACGCAGUCACACUUCCACCCGCGUCAAGCUACGAUAUGGUCGCCCAGCACCUGAAUGGGGAAGCUAAGCGGCAGGCAACAACCAUCACAGAUUUCUGGAGCACUUACGCAGAGCCGUGGGCACAAUUGAGGCCAAUCCAAUUGCUAGAGCCCGAAGAGCCAAGUGACCUACCGUGGAACAGGUGGGAAUCCGAUAUCCCGCUGAAAGUAGACAACCUUAUCAUGUCUGCGCGUCAGCACGCAGUCUCUCCAGCGACAGUUGUCUACACUGCUUGGGCAUUAGUUCUCGCAGAUUACACACAGUCCAAUACUGUGGGUAUGAAGAUUAGUGUUUCUGGACGAAAUAUCGACCAUCCUGCUGUCGAGAGUGUAGUAGGAUCUCUCAAUGGCCGGUGUCCACUUCUGUUCCAGACCAGGAAAGAUUCAACGAUUGGCGAGACACUGAGGUCGCUACAGAGCACUUUGCUCCGCGUCAAUGACUACCAGUGGACUUACCCACAAUUGAGAAGUCAUGUUGGACGGGCAUUUGGCAAUCAAGCUUACUGGUUUGAUUCUCAAGUCCUAGUUCUAUUAGACAUGCCGGUCGACACAAGAAAUUGGCGCAUUUUCGAAGAGCAAAAGCCAACUGCUCCCAUCGAGCUUAAUUUCAUUCAAAAAGAAGAUAUAUUCAAUAUGCGUAUGCGAUAUGAUGGUACUCAUUAUGCACAGAGUAGCAUCGAUGGCAUGGGCAAACGAUUUAUCGACAAACUAAUCCAGUUGGUUGGCUCUCCUCUCGAUAGGAGGAUUGGGGAUCUGGGCCACAUCACGCAAAACUGA